Messenger RNA from Aspergillus versicolor CBS 583.65, 339 nucleotides. RefSeq lists its product as uncharacterized. The coding region runs from base 1 to 339 and encodes 112 amino acids. The record is from RefSeq and is a predicted model, not a curated record. The transcript has a single exon. Lineage: Eukaryota; Fungi; Ascomycota; Eurotiomycetes; Eurotiales; Aspergillaceae.
AUGCAUGUCCUCAAGACCCUCGCCCUUCUAAGCGCCACCUCGGGCGCCCUCGCCUUCAAGGUCCGCGCCUUCACCGGCGAAAACUGCUCGGGAGACGCCAAAGAAAUCAACGUCUGGGACAACACCUGCCGUGACGAAAACGUUCCUGCCACUAAAUCCUACCGCGUGCUCGCCUACGGCGCGGGCCGCCAGAGAGCUGCCUUUUACGAAGGCGGAGACUGCAUUGGCGGAGGACGAUGGAAUGACUGGUGGGCUGAUGGUGGAAGUGAUACCUUCAAGAAGGAUGCGUGUAUUGACUUGGGCUUUACGUCUAAGGCUUUUGGGUCUCGCUCUGUUUAG